AUGAUGUCAUUAUUAAUGACUGGAAUUGCAAUAGGAAUAGUUUAUGCUGUUAACCCUGAUACUAAUAAAGUAAUAUUUCCAGGUUGGGAGAAUAUAGUUUUAAUUCUUAUUCAGGAUAUCUGCAAAUAGGAGCAGGAUUAAGGUAUAUUCAAUUAAAAUGUAGAUAAUUGA
Messenger RNA from Paramecium primaurelia, 171 nucleotides. The record is from the annotation of a GenBank genome assembly. Lineage: Eukaryota; Ciliophora; Oligohymenophorea; Peniculida; Parameciidae.